AAAUUGUACUAACAAUGGAUAUCUCAUUUCUUUGUCUGGGAUUGAGAUUAAAUCAAUCAAUAGAACACAAUAAAAAUCGCGGGGCCAAAAAUUGUGAGAAUUAGAAGUGACGUCCAGAGAGCGUUGACUAACGGCGUCAGGCGUCUGACCGCAGCGAGGGAAAUGAAAACUGUUCAAAAAAAUUCCCCAAAAAUAUUGCACACCUGUUUCUCUCUGUUGAUUAUAUUGGAUUCAAUGUAAUUGAAACUUUCCCUCCUCUUUCCCACCUUCCCUUACCACUCUCGGUCAAAAAAAUUACUGGCUCCCCCACUUUCUUCAGAUUUGCCCUAGGGAGGUAAAAUCCGAAUUAGGGCAAAUCCUCAGGAAAUCAACUCGGUUUCCAUGCGGAUUCAGGCACCGGAGCACCCUCGUUGUUGAAUCUUUUAUUUAUUUAUUUAUUUUUGUUGUGCUGAAGAAUUAUAAAUCAGGUCGAGGAUGGCGAAGAUUGCUACAGCAGGUCCACUUCCUCCGACCAAUACCAUUCAUUUUGGUGGCGCCGGUUCGACGGUCACCACCACCACUUUGAAACGGAAAACUCCGGCGGAGUUGCGGAGGGAAGAAUUGCUGAAACGAAGGAAUGCCAGUGUCAUGGAGCUUGCAGAUAAAUCUCAACUUCCUUUUGCUCCUUCUUCAAAGGAUGGGGAUGGAGUUAUCCUGGGAAAUAAAAAAGAUAUGCCAAAGAGUCCAAAAUAUAGAGACACCCGUGUGGAUGGGUUAUAUCGCGCAAGGAAAAGAUGUAACAGGCUUAGGUUGCUCUCAAAAGAUGAAGUUGUCGAGGAAAAUCCCCCAGUUGCGGUCAGCAGCAGGUUGAAAAAUUCUUCUGUGGCUACUCACUUGGCUGCUGAGAUUCAACCACAGGACUUAUGUAAUGAGGAUUCUGCUACUUCAAUUCCUUCCUCUGAGGAUCGGGCUACCAGUACCAAAGCUCACAAAGUUGCUGGGAAGGCCAAUGACGGAACAUUUCGUGGUGUGAAGGAGCUAGCAUUUGGGGGUGAAAAUGUGCCUGGCUUGUCAAAUCUUGAUAUGGACAAAGCUUUAAAAGGAUUGGUUGCCCAUGGUGCUCCUGCUUCAGAAUCACAACUUGAAUCUUAUGAAAGAACAAGCAAUUUUAGAACACAGAUUUCCCCACUUGAUUUUUCUGUUUCAGGAAAGAAAUCCCCGCUGGAUUUGACCCUGAAAACUACAAUGCGCAUAAUAUCAUCUGCAUCAGUGAAUUGGUUUCAUAGAUCAGUGAAUUGUGCCACCUUCCACAAUCAGUUUCAGUGUGGAUCUUAUGCCACUGCCUCUGAGGAUCAGGAUUUCUCAGGGCACACUUCUUCUGUUUCAAGAUGGAGUUCUGGGGCGUUUUCUUCAUGGAUGUUUCCACAAUCUCCCUUAUCUCCUUUGGUUAUAUCAGCAUUAACCUCAGCCGCAGUGGAAGGACAAGUGGAUUUCUGGAACAAUCGACAGCAGGCUUGGGAGGAUUCUUUUCGAAGCCUAUACUACAUGCUCAGAACGAGAAUCUGUGAUUUAUUUUAUGUAUGCACUUCGCAGUUUGUAGUGAUGUUUACUGCUUGUGAUGGUCCAAAAAAUGCAAAACGAACUUGCAAUGCUUAUAUUUCUCGGUCCACAAGAGGUUUGAGGUCCCUGCUGAAAGAACAUGACGUUUGUUUCUCUAUGCCUCUUUUCCCGUCCAAGGGGGAUGACAUAACUGCAGAGGAUCUGACCGAGCUUCCAGAGCUUGAUAAACCUAGCCUCCAAGAGGCUGACCAUUUUGUUGCCAUGUCUUAUGUGGAUAAUGGCUCACAAUCACUGCUCAUGUUCAGUGGAAAUCAAAAUGUACAUGGAUUGUAUGAUUUUCUGUUGAACUACAGAUACUAUUUGACCUCCCUCACUGGUGUAGAUGUUCCUAUCUUAUGUUCACCGGUGCCAUUUGAAAAUGGUGCUCUUUCCUCUCCUCAGGUUAGGUGUAAGGAGGUGAGGCGAGCUGAUCAAUUGCACUUGUCAUCAAAAGACCUUAAUGGAGAGGUUGAACUUGCUCGGGGCUCAUCUCCUGGAAUCUGUUAUAGUGUUGAAAUAAAAGAUACAUAUCUUCCACCAUGGGUGGUUACCUCUGUAUGUAGUGCUAUGGCAUCUGAUGGGAAGAGCUUCGAGGCUAGGUAUGCUCACUUGCCCACCACAUUAAUAUUAUUUGAGAUUAUAGCAUAAGCACGUCAGCAUGUAACAGUUUCUAGUGUGCAUUGGCAGCCUGGUAGUCUUUCCUGUUCAUUCAUUUCUUAAAUUUUUGCACAUGAUUUGAGAGUAGUCGUUACUGUAUCGGGAAAGAGGGAAAAACAAAGUUGAAAUUAGAAAAGAUAAAUAUAUUUCAAUUCGAAAUUAGUGAAUAGUGUCAAAUAAGGCAUCCAAAAGCUGAAACGGAAAGGUUCCUGGGUCUUUCUACUGUCCACAAUUAGUGUUAGUAUUGGUAACACAAGUUACUUGGAGUAUGGAUGGUGCUCAGCAAACAUUAUGUUCUGCUACAGAUUGUUGUGGUCUUAAGCAUAUUGCAGUUUGCGGAUAUCGGUAUCUGUUGAAAUUGCCAUGAAUAAUUUUUGCUGUCGUGACUAACAUGUUCUCUCUGAGGGUGGGGAACUAGUGUACUGGUAUUUGGUGUUCACUACUCUUGAGUUGUCCCAACGUGUUGAGUUGGUGUUUUUAUGCCAACCAAUUUUUUCAUCAGAUACUACUAUUAAAUGGAAAGAUUUUCUGGCAGUGAUUUACGUUCUAUUUCUUUUCUUACUUUGCUGUAACUCGUGUGAUUUGCAGCUUCGUGACCGAACCCACAUCGAUUGGCUUGAAUACUGCUCUGGACAUCAUUUGCCAGGAUUCUGAUCCUCAAGCAGGCACAGCAUCCGGCAAAACAAUGCAAGAAAGUAGCUACACUUUUGGUAUUCAGCAGACCAUAUUUAGCCCACAUCUAAGAUCUUCCUUCUUAAAAGGCUUGAAGUAUGGGGAUGGUUCUAUCACAGCUUCCUUAUCCCGUGUUUAAUAUUUUCUAGGAACUCACUUCACUGCCCUUGGAACUUCUUGUUGGGCUUAUUUGUAAUAUGAAUACAUGAUUAUAUCUGUACUAAGUUCUUUGUCCAACUUAAUUUAUGGAAUUCCCAAUCCAUUAGUGUUGAGCAUUUAGCUUAUAGUAGUUGUUUUCAUUUUAGCUUAUAUCCGAGCAUUCGUAAUGCCUCCAGCAGCAAAUUGCUUGUAAUUAUGAAAUGCAGAGCAAUUUCAUAUACAAAAAAGUAUCAAGAGACAUUUUUUCCUGAGUCGAA
Molecule: messenger RNA, 3323 nt
Organism: Oldenlandia corymbosa var. corymbosa
Lineage: Eukaryota; Viridiplantae; Streptophyta; Magnoliopsida; Gentianales; Rubiaceae
Source: the annotation of a GenBank genome assembly